AAACUACUAGUACCCACUAUAAACAGCGAGCACGUUAAAUGCGACUAUAUUCCACCUCCGUUGGACAUAAUACCCCGCUCCUGGCUCGUCUUCAGCUUUCCCCGUCCAUGAAGACAUAAAGACAGCAACCACUCACACCAUUCACUCCCCUGCGAAAGCAUCCACACAAUGUCCGUCAGCGACCUCCUCGUCGACACCUGCAUCAUCGGCGGCGGCGCAGCAGGCGCCUACGCCGCCUACCGCCUGCACCAACUCAACCACACCGUCGCCAUCGUAGAGCGCGGCUCUCAUCUCGGCGGCCACACCGUGACCUACCGCGACCCGAUCAUCACCAACAACCAGCCCAUCGACUACGGGGUCACCUGGCUCCAGAACCUGCCCGUCAUCCGAGACGCCUUCGCCCACUACAACAUCCCCCUAGUCAAAGAGAAAAUCGACUAUGCGAUCGACAUGUUCAACUUCGCCACGGGGGAGUCCGUCACUCCGAUCCCCGCCAACGAGAUCAUCGCCGCACUCGACCGCUACGAAACCCUCCUCGCCCAGCACCCAUACCUCGAAACCGGGUUCGAAGACCUCCCAGACCCCGUGCCGGAGGAUCUGGUCGCGCCCUUCCAAGAAUUCAUGGACAAGUACCAUCUAGACGGGCUUCUCAACACCUUCAGCUCGUGGCUCAGCGGCCUCGGCGAGUGGCCGGACUACCCGACGCUGUAUGUUAUGAAGUACUUGGGGACAGACUACCUGGCCGGCCGACUUCGACUGGGGUGGGUGCGGCCGCAAAGCCACGACGCGAGCGAGAUCUACCGGGCGAUGGAGCAGGAGUUGCGAGGGGCUCAUCAAACGUUGCUGUUUAACAGUAGCGUAGUGAGGGUAGAUGCUCGAGACUCUGCUGCUGAUCGCAUGGUGGUGGAUGUGGCCACGGUGGACGAGACACGAAGGCAGAGCAUAUUCACAUGCCGUCGGCGCAUCCGUGCAAAGACCCUCCUCUUCGCUGCGCCUCCCUUGCCGGAUAACCUCGAAGUGCUGGGCCUGGAUGAACCAGAGCGGUCGCUAUUCCGUCAAUUCAAGGACCCGUGGUUCUACACGGCGCUAAUCCGGGUAGACGGGUUUCCUAACGACACCUUCCUAGAGAACCACGGCAAGAACCACCCCUUUCAUCGCCCGCGUCUUCCGGCUGUGUUGGCGUUUCGGCCGACGGAUGUGUCUGGAAUUGUCAGGGUCACGGUGGGGAGUACAUCGCGGGGGCUGUCGGAGGCGGAGGUGGAGGAGUGUAUCCGCGCCGGGGUGGACAGCGUGCGGCGCAGGCUGGGCGGCGGCAACGUCUCGGACUCGGAGAUCCUGGUGGUGCGCGAUCACUCGCCUUAUACGUUGACGGUCUCGGGAGCGGCAGUCGCGGCGGGGUUCUAUCGGCAGCUGAGUGCGUUGCAGGGCCACCGGCGGACCUACUACACGGGCGCGACGUGGGAUACGCAUCAUAUGCCUCAGGUGUGGAUGGUUACCGAUCAGGUCCUGCAGAGGCAUCUACUUCCCGGGCUGCGGGGGGUGAGGGGUUGA
This is a messenger RNA of Aspergillus japonicus CBS 114.51, 1551 nucleotides long. Its product is annotated as FAD/NAD(P)-binding domain-containing protein. The record is from RefSeq and is a predicted model, not a curated record. The coding region runs from base 169 to 1551 and encodes 460 amino acids. Gene Ontology annotation, molecular function: oxidoreductase activity. The transcript has a single exon. NCBI's taxonomy places the organism in Eukaryota, Fungi, Ascomycota, Eurotiomycetes, Eurotiales, Aspergillaceae.